ACCGGAAGAAAAUGGCAGCCAGAACCCCCUCCAGUGAUUCCCCUCGCACAACUCACUCUUGUGGAGGAUACUUUAUAUACGGGUCAAAAUCUUACAGUUGGUGUAAUAAAACUGGAUGAAGGAGAUCACCAGAGGCGUGAAUGGGGGAAGAGUCCAGCUGAAUCAGUUGUGAAAUUGCUUGGUGAAGCACAACUCCAGCUCCAGACUGAAAUGCUACAAGUAAAUAAUGGUAAUCUUCAAACCAAUAAAGUUGAAAAUGAAAAGCUGUCACAAGAUCAGGAAACAUGCAAAACCUCUUCUGUGAAUAUGGACAUGGAUAUAAUCUCACCUAAUGAACGAACAGUACCUGUGGUUGAAUGUCCGACUUCCUUAGACAUGGCUUCCAUAGUCACCACUUCUAAUGAGACUGAGGGCCCUCUUUGUGGUGAACUUCAAACCAAAAAAGAAGAGCUACAAGGCCAAAAUAAUUUGCAGGAUGAUGAAACAAGUAAAGGCUUUCCUGUAGAUGAGGGCUCUUUAAUUUCACUAAUUGAUGUGAACUCACCUUUGCCAGAAGAGCAUCUUUCUCCAAAGCAGGAACAAGAUGACGUGGUUUCUGAUCUUACCCAGGCUGUUCAACAACCAUGUGAGGAGCCUGAGGAUUUGGAGGCUGAAAUGCUGGAAGAUACCAAAGGAAAUGCAAGUGAUGAGCGUCCUGUCAAGGCCAUGAGUGUUUGGAAUGAGCAAGCCAAAGAAGAAAGUGAGGAAGAAAAGCAUCCUGUGCAUGACCAUGAAUCUCCCAGAAAAGAUGUUCAGCAAGAUACAGCCGACUCUGAAAGUGAACAUGGAAUGGAUAAUGAUAUUGGAAACUCCACUUCACCCAAAGCAUUAUUCAGUAGAGUUCCUCUCCCUCAUAAUGUUGUUACCCCUAAUGUUUCUGCCCAGUCUUCAUUUGAUGAUUCCUUGCCACCUCGUUCCCGAUCUGCAUCUCCAGUUAAAACCAAAGGCAAGACAGCACUAUUAAUUGGGCUCUCAACUGGUUUGUUUGAUGCCAAUAAUCCAAAGAUGCUGAGGACUUGCUCAUUGCCUGACCUUUCAAAACUGUUCAAGACCUCGGUAGAGAUGUACCAAGUGUGGCUGAUUUGCAGGGGGAAGAGCAACUGGAGAUAGAAGAAAUUGAGGAUGAACCAGCACAAGAUGCAGAUCAUUCAGAUUCUGAAGACACUAUGUUUGGGGAUACAGACAGAGACUUACAGGAGCUGCAGGCAUCAAUGGAACAGUUAUUAAGAGAGGAUUCCCAAGAAGGGGACUGUGAAGCUGAAGAGGCUGGAGAUGAACUACUACCCAGUAAAAUGGAGGAGGAGGAGGAAAAUAAUGAGGGAGUGCAGGAGGCUGAAGCAGAAGAUGAAGAGAAUCCGCAGAGCAGUGAAAGCAUAAUUAAUGAGGAGUGGCAUUCAGAUGAUAGCAGUGUGGAUUUUGAAAGUGAAUGUGAUGAUGGUGACAGUGUCUUUGGUCAUCUGGAGGAAAUGAGACUUAAAUUGGAGCAAGAGAUUGGCUUUGAUAAGUUCAUUGAAGUUUACGAAAAAAUAAAGGCCAUUCACGAGGAUGAAGAUGAAAAUAUUGAUACAUGUUCAACAAUUGUGGAGAGUAUUCUGGGCAGUGAACACCAGUACUUAUAUCCCAAAAUCCUUCGUUUAGUUAUGGCUGACGGCGCCUAUCAAGAAGACAACGAUGAAUAA
This is a messenger RNA of Staurois parvus, 1718 nucleotides long. NCBI's taxonomy places the organism in Eukaryota, Metazoa, Chordata, Amphibia, Anura, Ranidae. The record is from the annotation of a GenBank genome assembly.